Molecule: messenger RNA, 522 nt
Organism: Staurois parvus
Lineage: Eukaryota; Metazoa; Chordata; Amphibia; Anura; Ranidae
Source: the annotation of a GenBank genome assembly
GGGACUGUCCAUAAUUUUAAAGGGUGCCUCGGGACUGUCCAUAAUUUUAAAGGGUGCCUCGGACUGUCCAUAAUUUUAAAGGGUGCCUCGGGACUGUCCAUAAUUUUAAAGGGUGCCUCGGGACUGUCCAUAAUUUUAAAGGGUGCCUCGGGACUGUCCAUAUUUUUAAAGGGUGCCUCGGGACUGUCCAUAUUUGUAAAGGGUGCCUCGGGACUGUCCAUAAUUUUAAAGGGUGCCUCGGGACUGUCCAUAAUUUUAAAGGGAGCCUCGGGACUGUCCAUAAUUUUAAAGGGUGCCUCCGGACUGUCCAUAAUUUUAAAGGGUGCCUCCGGACUGUCCAUAAUUUUAAAGGGUGCCUCGGGACUGUCCAUAAUUUUAAAGGGUGCCUCGGGACUGUCCAUAAUUUUAAAGGGUGCCUCGGGACUGUCCAUAAUUUUAAAAGGGUGCCUCCGGACUGUCCAUAAUUUUAAAGGGUGCCUCGGGACUGUCCAUAAUUUUAAAGGGAGCCUCGGGACUGUCCAU